This is a messenger RNA of Acipenser ruthenus (sterlet), 2270 nucleotides long. Its product is annotated as protein transport protein Sec61 subunit alpha. The record is from RefSeq and is a predicted model, not a curated record. The coding region runs from base 181 to 1611 and encodes 476 amino acids. Gene Ontology annotation, cellular component: Sec61 translocon complex; membrane. Gene Ontology annotation, biological process: SRP-dependent cotranslational protein targeting to membrane, translocation; post-translational protein targeting to membrane, translocation. Lineage: Eukaryota; Metazoa; Chordata; Actinopteri; Acipenseriformes; Acipenseridae. The transcript has 12 exons. Gene Ontology annotation, molecular function: signal sequence receptor activity; transmembrane protein transporter activity; ribosome binding.
UACAGCCAUUUUGUUUGGAAGCAUCACGUGACGUGUCCUUUCCUUUUGCCAUCCCCCAGCAGAGAGAGAGAGAAGGAAAAGAGAAUCGGCGAAGAGUCGCAGAACAGCAGAGGGGAACAUAUUUAUAUAUUACAUUCUAAAUGUUAAUUCUUGAAGCUCUUUUAAAUUGUAGUUUCAAACAUGGGAAUCAAAUUUUUAGAAGUUAUAAAGCCCUUCUGUGUUGUUCUACCUGAAAUACAGAAGCCUGAAAGAAAGAUCCAGUUUAGGGAGAAGGUGCUAUGGACGGCUAUAACACUUUUUAUAUUCUUAGUAUGCUGCCAGAUUCCAUUAUUUGGAAUUAUGUCAUCAGAUUCAGCAGAUCCUUUCUACUGGAUGAGAGUCAUCCUGGCAUCCAACAGGGGUACCCUAAUGGAACUUGGUAUCUCACCAAUUGUAACAUCUGGCCUGAUCAUGCAGCUCCUGGCUGGUGCUAAAAUCAUUGAGGUUGGAGAUACACCAAAAGACAGGGCUCUAUUUAAUGGAGCACAGAAAUUGUUUGGUAUGAUUAUAACUAUUGGUCAGGCCAUUGUGUAUGUUAUGACUGGAAUGUAUGGAGAUCCUGCAGAAAUGGGGGCUGGCAUCUGUCUCAUAAUCAUUAUUCAGCUGUUUGUUGCUGGCAUGAUUGUGCUGCUCUUAGAUGAAUUGCUUCAGAAAGGAUAUGGUUUGGGAUCUGGGAUUUCACUCUUUAUUGCUACAAACAUUUGUGAAACCAUUGUCUGGAAAGCUUUUAGCCCAACCACAAUCAACACUGGGCGAGGAACGGAAUUUGAGGGUGCAGUGAUUGCCCUCUUCCACCUGCUGGCUACUAGAGCUGAUAAAGUCCGUGCUCUUCGUGAGGCUUUUUACCGCCAGAAUCUGCCCAAUUUUUUGAACCUGAUUGCUACAGUGUUUGUCUUUGCUGUAGUCAUAUACUUCCAGGGAUUCCGGGUAGAUCUUCCAAUCAAGUCUGCCCGUUACCGAGGACAGUACAGCAGCUACCCCAUUAAGCUUUUCUACACCUCCAACAUUCCAAUUAUCCUUCAGUCUGCCCUGGUCUCCAACCUUUACGUCAUCUCUCAGAUGCUAUCUGUUCGAUUUAGUGGGAACUUCCUGGUCAGCCUGCUUGGGCAGUGGGCGGAUGUAAGCGGAGGUGGACCUGCUCGUUCCUAUCCAGUUGGGGGUCUGUGUUACUACCUCUCUCCUCCAGAGUCUAUGGGUGCCAUAUUUGAAGAUCCCAUUCAUGUUAUAAUUUACAUUAUUUUCAUGCUGGGAUCGUGCGCUUUCUUCUCCAAGACAUGGAUUGAUGUUUCUGGUUCAUCUGCAAAGGAUGUUGCUAAACAGCUGAAGGAACAACAGAUGGUAAUGAGAGGCCACAGAGAAACAUCUAUGGUCCAUGAGCUCAAUAGGUAUAUUCCUACGGCAGCUGCUUUUGGUGGUCUAUGCAUUGGAGCCUUGUCAGUUAUGGCCGACUUCUUGGGAGCCAUUGGAUCAGGCACUGGGAUUUUGCUUGCUGUUACCAUCAUCUACCAGUAUUUUGAAAUCUUUGUCAAGGAACAGGCUGAAGUUGGAGGGAUGGGGGGCUUAUUUUUCUAAAGUGCUCAAUUUGGAACUCUUCCUUAUUUAAUGCAAAAGGGAAAUAUUUUUUAUGUUCAUCAGUUUUUGUCUAAAAGAUAAUUUUGCUUAUCUAUAUCCCGUUUUGUAAUGGGAUAUUAAGUUCUGCCUGUGGACAGCAUUUAGUGCCAGCUGCCUUUUAAAAUGUUUACAUGAACUUCAGUAUCAAGUGUUGCCUGUAAUGCUAAGAACCAAUGCAUUUACCUGUUUGAAACACUACAGAAUUGCAGUGCAAUUGAUUGCAAUCUGCCAAAAAGGUUUCUAAACAGAUUAAAUAAUGCUUAUUUCCAUAUGCAAGUGCUAUGGUAGCACUUGCACAUGUCUCUUAGGAUAUGCCUCCUUUUUAAAUUUUCUAUUUAUGCAUCAACUUUAAACUUACUUUUAAAAAACUGUGUUCAAAAACCCUUGUAUUGUUCCUUGGAGGUGAUGAGAUUUCAAACAAGGCAAGCAGUACUUUGUUCACAGUGAUUGUGAGCACUUUAUGUGCAGAUAUUUCAUAGUACUUGUUAUGUUCUACAGCAGUAAUGUACUAUAACAAGUGUAAACAAUAAACAGCUGUUUAACUUGUGCAAAAGUUAUGACUUAAGAAUGGGAAAGAUGUGGUGUUGUCAGUUACAUAAUAAAUUUUGUUUGUGAAUUAA